AUGCGCCGCCUUAAGCGCCUAGGCCGCGGGGAGGAGGAUCGCCUCGACUCGCGGGCGCGCAGUCGAAUCGCCUGGAGUGUCGGCGCUGAGCCGGCCCCGCCGACAGCCACGCUCGCUGUGCGGAUGCUGGCCGCAGCUCGAGUGAGGGCGGACCGCGUGUGUGUAGGGACAGCGUUAAAACGAGCAGUCAGGGGGCCAGGCUGCAGAGCUGUCCUCGCUCGUGUGGGGCCUGGGUCGGUUCUGUGCCCGUGCUGCCCCUUCAUUAGAUCAGUGUGGGCAGUGCUGAGGCUGCGGGAGGUGUCCUGUUGUCUGACGGGAGCUCGGGGCGGGGGCCGGGGCCGUGUCCCCUCGGAGCGGUGUCUCCUCGGUUCGUGCCGCCGCUCUGUCUCUCCCUCCCUCCCUCCCUGUCCCCGCACUCCUUGUCCCGUGUCUCUGCAGAAGGUGCAUGUGCUGCCCCAGACCGUGCUCUACAUCGCCGAUGCCGAGACGUUCAGCGGGCACGAGGAGUGUCACGAGCAGAAGAAAGCCAGGAAAAGAAACAGUAAAGAAACAGCACUUGCACUUGAAAAGUUGUUGCCAAAGCGAUGUCAGGUUCUUGGACUGGUCACCCCAGGGAUUGUAGUUACCCCCAUGGGUUCCAGCAGCAAUCAGCCUCAAGAAAUUGAAGAGGGCGAAGCUGGGUUUGCUCUGUUGUUUCCCAAAAUGGAUGGGGUGAAAAUUCACACCUUCCAUUUUUCUAAAGAUGUGAAGAACAGGGUCUUUGAUGAAAAUAAAUUUGCUGAAGCAGGUCUGAAGAAUAACCCAGAUCUCCGUGUUGUUCUUCUGUUUGGCUACAACUCCUGGAAGUCUGGAGCUACUCGAUUUCUUCAUCAAAUAGUCAACCCAUUGAAUGAGAAAAGUAUCAUCCUGGCUGGGGGACAGGUGGAGAGCUUCACAUCACUGACCUCUGAGAAUGCCCAGGCGCAGCCCGGGGACGCCUGCGGGGUGGUGGGGCUGGCCUUCAGCGGGCCCCAGAUCCAGAGUGCCACCGUGCUGCUGGACCAGGACGUGGCCGACGAGCGGACGGCGGAGGCGGCCGUGCAGCGCCUCAAGGCCGCCAACAUCCCCGAGCACAACACCCUGGGCUUCAUGUUCGCCUGCGUGGGCAGGGGGUACCGGCACUACAAAACCAAGAGGAACAUGGAAGCAGAUGCCUUCAGGAAGUUUUUCCCAAACGUGCCCCUCUUUGGCUUUUUUGGACACGGGGAAAUAGGAUGUGAUCGAAUAGUUACUGGGAAUUUCGUAUUAAGAGAAUGUAAUGACAUUAAGGAUGACCUGCUUCACGGUUACACCACCGUUAUGACUCUUAUUCAUUUUGGUUCAAGUAAAGCAAGCCAAGCAUAAGUAAGGUUUAAUGCUGCAGUGAGCUGUUUGUUUCAUUCCAGAGAGCUGAGAAGUCUGGAAGAGUGGACAUCUUGCAGUCAGAACCCCCUUCCAAAACGUAAACAUCAUUUUGGUAAUGUUAUCAAGUCUUGUAGUUGCAAUAGAGUUUAAUAUACUAUCUGCAGGAAAGCCUUGCAUUUUGUGUAAUCCCCUGUACACAUCAGAAUUGCAGGAAAUUAUACUUGGUGGAAUUCUGCAAUUGAAGAAAGCCUCUUUCUUCCAAAAUGAGAAUGGUUUGCACAAAUCCUAGAAUAUGCUGACUUGGAAGGGAUCCACUGAAUCAUUGAGUCCAAUUCCUGGCCCUGUACAGGACAUCCCCAGGAAUCCCACGAUGUGCCUGAGAGUGUUCUGAAACUCAGACAGGCUUGGUCCUGUGACCACUU
Molecule: messenger RNA, 1805 nt
Organism: Manacus vitellinus (golden-collared manakin)
Lineage: Eukaryota; Metazoa; Chordata; Aves; Passeriformes; Pipridae
Gene: FBXO22
Product: F-box protein 22
Exons: 7
Coding region: 1-1383 (460 amino acids)
Biological process (GO): protein polyubiquitination; positive regulation of proteasomal ubiquitin-dependent protein catabolic process; regulation of skeletal muscle fiber development
Source: RefSeq, a predicted model, not a curated record